CAGCCCACCUGAAGCACGCUGCUCCGUAAAUCGUGCUGCAGUCCCUGAGCAAUGCCCACAGCCAGCGAUGACAUCGCGUCCUUCCUCUCCACGCUGCCACGCUGCGAGAUGGCCACGGCGGUCUACUGGCGUGACCUAGUCGCGUUCACCGACUCCUUUGCAACGAUGGAUGAUCCGGUGCAGCUGCAAGCCCGUCUCAUCCUGCACACAGAGCGUACAUUUUCGCUGGUCGGCUCUCCGUGGGGCUGCUGCGAGAGCGCGGACAAGGACGGAUCCACCGUGACCGAGGGCCACUUUCGCUUCACCGGGGCGAAGCUCGGCGGCGUCGGCGACUUCGAGGGGCGCGGCUACGUCCGGCUGCGCGACGGCAAACUGAGCGGCCUCUUCACGAUGGCGCUGAAGCUGGUCGAGCCGUCGCGAGUCGAGCCGCCGCCCAAAGAGGGCUGCGCAACGGUCCUCAUCGUCGGCGCCGGCCAGGGCGGCCUCGCGCUGGCGGCACAGCUGGGCGAGCGGGGCGUGUCGGCGCUGGUGGUCGAGCGGAACGCGCGUGUCGGCGACAACUGGCGCAGCCGGUACGAGGGCCUCCACCUCCAUGACCCGAGGGAGGCAUGCGCGCUUCCCGGCAUGCCGAUGCCGGCGGACUGGCCAACCUCGGUCGGCAAGGAUCGGGUGGGAGCGUACCUCGAGAAGUACAGCCGCCGACGCGGCAUCCGCACGCUCCUCGGCACCGAGGUCAUCGGCGGUGCCGCCACCCGCUACGACUCUGCCGCCCGCGCGUGGCGCGUCGGCGUGCGCAGCGGCGGCUCCGACGCUGAGCUCUGCGCAAGGCACCUCGUCCUCGCCACGGGGCUGAGCGGGUUCGCGUCCAUGCCCGAUUGGCCGCGAGACGGCUUCGAGGGGUCGCUGGUCCACUCGAGCGGCUUCAAGGGCAGCAGCGAGGCGAGGGCAGCCGGCGUGCAGAGGGCGGUCGUCGUGGGCAGCAACACCUCCGCGCACGACGUGGCGCAGAGCCUGCACGAGGCGGGGGUGCACGUGACGCUCGUGCAGCGAUCGCCGACGACCGUCAUCUCGAUCGCCUCGCACGCCAAGCUGCUGAUGGGCGCCUUCCUCGAGGACGGCAUGGGCGAGGCGGCUCGCACCGACGCGGAGAUUGCUGGCUUCCACAGCAAGUCCUACCGCAGGCUUGCGCGCGACAGCGCAGCGGAGGUGGUGCCCAAGUGCAAGGAGGCGGACGCGGCGCUGCACCGCGGCCUCUCCGAGGCGGGCUUCGCGCUUGACUGGGGCGAGGACGAGUCGGGGCUACUGCUCAAGUUCCUCCGGCGCGGCGGAGGCUACUACAUGAGCAUCGGGGCGAGCGAGCUCAUCGCAGCGGGUGAGGUCGACGUCGUCUCCGCCGCCGGAGUCGACAAGCUCGCGCGGGAAGGCGUCGUGCUCCGCGGCGGCCGCACCCUGCCCGCCGACCUCGUCGUCGCCUGCACCGGCUACACGAAUAUGUCAAAGUGGGUUGAGAGGCUGUGUGGUGCGGAGGUCGCCGCCAAGGUGGGGCGCGUGUACGGGUACGGCAGCGGGACACGAGACGACCCCGGCCCAUACGUUGGAGAGCUGCGCAACCUGUGGACGCAGACUGCGGUGCCGGGGCUCUGGCUCUUUGCGGGCAACUUCACGCAGGCGCGCUUCUACUCGGGCCUGACCAGCCUGCUGAUCCAGAUCGAGGAGGCGCGCCGCGCGGCAGCGGGCUGAGACAGGGGCCGCGCGGGGCUUGGCGAGCUCUCUCUAGGCUGGAGUCUCUCUCCGGAGAGCGGUCUCGCGCGCGUCGUGCACCAGUCAGAGAGAGAUUCUCCGCAUCCUAUCGAUAGACCACAUCGGUGUACGUCGCAUGUGAAGCAUGAACCGUGAGAUCUUGUAUGGUUCCUAUACAGGUU
Molecule: messenger RNA, 1922 nt
Organism: Emiliania huxleyi CCMP1516
Lineage: Eukaryota; Haptophyta; Isochrysidales; Noelaerhabdaceae
Exons: 11
Coding region: 52-1740 (562 amino acids)
Molecular function (GO): monooxygenase activity; flavin adenine dinucleotide binding
Source: RefSeq, a predicted model, not a curated record